AUGGCACAUUUUACACGUUUCGUUUCCUUUGAAGAUAAGUUCAACACGAACUUGUUUACAUUCAUUCUUCCAAGUUCAUUUCUAUUAGGAACUGAUGAAAAAUUAAUUACACGAGAGUUCAUUUGUCGAAAUGUUCCAUUUGCGUUAACAUUCGUCAAAAACGGCGAUCAGUUAAAUGCAUUUCUGCUGCAUCGUAGUCGUGAUACAGAAACAUUAGAGAUGACACUUGAUUUAAGUGUCACAUUACUAUGUCGAGAGCAUUUUACACGAAAUGAAUCGUUUGUGGAGAAAAGUUGUAAGUUCACGAGCAAGGUGACAUUGCACGGACGAAAGUCGUUUACAUCAAUCAAUCGUCUAUGUUCGGUGGAUUUUAUGGAUGAACGGGGUAAUAUUCAAUGUGAAUUAGAAAUUAAGAAUCUGGUUGUUUCGUAUCUCACGGAAAUACAAUUACCACCACAGUUAAUCAAUCCACAAUAUGCCCACGUUAUUCAACCAACACAGAGUCGACAACCUCUUGAUGCCCAAAUUGGCACACCGUCUUUUUUCUAUUCGAAUUACGAAUGGUGCGUUGUCAUUCAACCGAAAUUGGAUAGUGUCGGACAACUUGGACACUUCCGGCUGUUCAUUCAACGUUUAACAUCCUGUGAUCAUUCAGUUAAGUUAACAUAUCGAGUGAAGAUAACCGCUGGAUCUUAUACAUGGGAUCCGAAUCAAGAGAAAAAAGCAACAAAUCCGAAUGAUAGUAAUCCCUAUGAAGUCAACUAUACCGAUAUUCACGGUCUAUGCCGGCCGUAUCGAAUUGAUCGGAUACGCGAAUUGCUACAAACAAAUGGAAAGUUCACACUAACUGUUGAACUCAAAGAUGCUGUUACUGUCUUCCCAAUUAUUGUCAAUCCAUUUGCACCCAAUCCUAUCCCAGUAUCUUUUCUUGAUAAAGAUCAACAAGCGUGGACUGUAGAAGCCUAUAUAGAAGAACAAUGCUUUAUCAUACGUUUAUACUACUCAGAUAUAUUUAAGAUUCCAGUUAAUUAUCUACGAUCGAUAUGUUUCAAUAUCACAGUACGUAAUCAUCGUGAUACGAAAACAACUACAAGUGUGUUUCAAAAACCAGUUACAAAGUAUUAUUCGCAAAAAGACAGUGAUGAAGGCUUAGAAAUCAGCACCACAUUGGACGUCGAAGAGUUAACUGAACGUGGAUAUCUGAAUGAACAACACUGUGUGACAAUAGAAAUCGAGAUCUUCUUCUCACAUCUAAUGUUUUCACCUGAAUAUUCACCAUUAGAUGAUAUCGUUCGAAAACAAAAGCAGCAGAUCAUGCGUGAGCUGCAGGCUGCUCAAAAUGAGAAUUUCCAAUUGGAAAAGAAACUUCAUGAACUGCAAAUGACGAUACAGAAUCCAGGCAUGUCCAGUCGUUUACCUGAUCUUGCUAAUGGGAAUUUAUCAGUAGGACCUACCGGUGGUUCGAGCGCACCAGCGACGCCUGAUGUCGUUCGAAAAUACUACGAGAGGAAAUAUGGUGACAAAGGUUCGACAUCAAAUCUCUUGGCAACAGCUAGUGCAAAUAAUUCUUCAUUCUCGUCGUACAGUAAUCCGUCAAGUUUCGAUGCCGGUCAAUCAUCUUCCAGCUCUUUGCCAGUGCGUAAUGGCACUCUACCAGGUAAAGGUCCAACAACAACAACAACAACAACGAAUACUGCUGCCGCUGGUACACGAAAUUCGAAUACAUUUAAUCUAAGAAACAAGCUACCGGACUCUAUACAAAAUACCAUUGCAAUGACAAGUCAAUCUCUACAAUCAAAACUACCUGCUAGUCUACAAAAACUGCCGGCAAGUCUGACCCAAGGGCCAACACUGAAUAUGUUGGCAAGCAAAUUUCAAAAUGCUUUUUCCUAG
Molecule: messenger RNA, 1893 nt
Organism: Adineta ricciae
Lineage: Eukaryota; Metazoa; Rotifera; Eurotatoria; Adinetida; Adinetidae
Source: the annotation of a GenBank genome assembly